Solanum verrucosum is the source of this 1769-nucleotide messenger RNA. RefSeq lists its product as uncharacterized. The coding region runs from base 112 to 1422 and encodes 436 amino acids. Lineage: Eukaryota; Viridiplantae; Streptophyta; Magnoliopsida; Solanales; Solanaceae. The record is from RefSeq and is a predicted model, not a curated record. The transcript is spliced from 3 exons. Gene Ontology annotation, molecular function: protein binding.
UACUUUGUUUUGAUUUGACCACUUCUUGUGCCUAUUUUGUUCUACUUCCUCUCCAUACAUUUUGCCUAUUUACUCUUAAAUAAUGACCAAAAAAUAGGUAUUAUACUAAUUAUGAAACUCCAAAAUUCUCUUCUUCUUCAAUCCUCUUCUCCUUCAACCCUUUCUUUUCUCUAUUCAUCUCCAAAAUCAAACAAAUGGGGUCAUAAAAAUCCAAACUUUAUUUGUAAACUUGUUCUUUUUAGCCCAAAGAAACUUAGGUCACAAUAUUUUGAGAAAAAUGACUCUAAAGGUUAUAGUAGCAUACAACCAUGUUGUUGUAGUUCAAGAUUUGGUGAAGAACAAUUUGAUGGUGAAGAGAUUGAAAGAGGGGAAAAUGAAGGGUCUUGUGCAAUUUUUGGGAGUAAAGAUUCAAUUUUUCCAUCAAAAUUUGAGUCUCUUGAGCCAAGUUUGCUUGGUAUUGAGCCAGAACCACCAUAUUGGCCAGAAAGGGAGGUAAUUUCAUGGGCACAUAUUGAACAAAAAGCUAAAAGUUUUGGACUUCCAUUGUCACUUAGAAUGAUGCAAAAGAAAUAUCAAUGGGAGUCUGGUAGAUUUAAAGACUUAAAGGCAACAAAUUCUUGCACAUCAAAGGCUUUUAAAUCUAUGGUGUUUAUUAUUGUGGAGUUGCAAACUUAUGCAUUGCAUAUGAGGGAAUCAAUGUGUAAUGAAGAUUUAGAAAUGAUUAUUGAUAAAGUGCAAGGGGAUAUGUAUGCAUCAUUUGUAUGUCUUUUUCGACAAGUAUUUUCGCAAACACCAAUGUUAAUGAUGUAUGUAAUGAUACUCUUGGCUAAUUUUAGUGUUCACUCUGCUUCGGGAGAGAAUUGUGAUCAAACAUAUCUAAAAGUUCAUUAUCCUGAUAUUGUUCCUCAAGAUGAGUCAAAAGUAGUGUGGAGUGAUGAAGAGAAAAAAUUGUGGGAUUCAAUACAAGAUGAAACUUUGAAUAUGAGGGAUCUAAAGGGUAUUGGCUUUGAUCAUGAAGUCAUGUCGAAGUUUGUUUCACCAUUGUCAGUGGAGAUUGAACCAGAUAAUAGUGUUGACUAUUAUAAGGCUGAUCUUGUUUAUCAGAUGAAUCUGACUCAUGAGCCUAAUAACACUCUUUUGCUAUGCAAUUAUGCACACUUUCUGAAAGUUUUCGUUCGAGAUAAUAAUAGGGCGGAGGAGUGCUUCAAGCGGGCAGUCCAAGUGGAACCACCGGAUGCAGAGGCCCUAUGUCAGUAUGCGAUCUUCUUGUGGAAGGUUAAGAACGACUUAUGGGGAGCCGAAGAAAGAUACCAACAGGCAGUGGCAGCUGAGCCUAGGAACUCUUUUUAUAGAUCUACAUAUGCCAAUUUCUUGUGGAGCACAGGCGGCGAGGAAACUUGUUUCCUUCCAACUUCCAAGUAGUACUUCUUCUAUCAUUAACAAAAAGGGUGAAGAAGUUUAGUCAUAGAGGAAAAAAUAUUGAUCAAGAAAUGCAUCAACUAAGGAGAAAAUGGGAAAUGGCUAUAUUAUUUGUUCUUGAUUUUCUAUGUCUAGAUCGAGUAUAGAGUGGUUUGCAUGGGAGCUGUUCACCAACAACAACAUCUACGGUUCAAUACCAAACAAGUUGAGGUCAGCUAUAUGAAUCUGUACUGUCAAAGAAAAUAUCAUAGUUCGGGAUCAAUUUUGUGGUCUAUAAUAAGUGAAUUGAGUUCUUAAAUUUUUGUAGAGUAGGGUAUUUUCAUCUAUUGACAGACUUCUUAUUAUUAGUA